AUGUCUCUAGCUCUUGAGCAUAUCGAUGCUUGUGUGCCAACAUCAGCAUUGAAAGCACUGUCAUGGGGUGGACGGAACUUCAUUCUCCAGGGCCAAGGUCCUUUUAUACACCUCAUCGAAGAUGAAUCUGGAGAUGUGGUGACGCGAGUAAAGGUCUUCAAGCGCAACCAUUUACAUGGAUUCAUCUCGCUUUCCGAAGAGCAAGAUCAGACUGCCCAAGACCAUGUCCGUUUCAUAGCUUGGGGUGGUGAGUCAGUACGGGUUGUUGAUUUGAGAUCAACUUUGAAUGAUGGAAUUGUUUUGUCUGUCUCUUCUGCGGAAUUUCUCGCCCCAGAUUGGAUCAUGAGCGGCUGUGCGGCUUUGAAGAAUGACACUGCAUACUUGAUCACCGCCAACAAUUCACUAUUGAGCUUGAAGUUGACUCAGAGUAUCAAAUCUCCGGGUCAGACCGUGGUAGAUAUCUACCAACUUGCAACAAGCGUCAAGUCAAUUCUGUGUUCAGCUCACCUCGUUGCGCUUUCGCCUACUCACGUGCUUAUUGCCUCUGGAACCAUCUUUGGAGAGAUUAUUGUUUGGUCUUGCUUUAUUGAUGGAACCGAUGCCGCACACACUAAGGGAUUUGCAUCGAUCCACCACUUCUUUACUGGACACGACGGAACUGUUUUCGGUGUGCAAAUCUCGCCUGUUAUCCCAUCUAUGAAAGAUGGAAAGCCGGGCCGGGUUAUGGCCAGUUGCAGUGACGAUCGAACUGUGCGAAUCUGGGAUAUCUCUGACUGUGAGCAUAAGUCUCCCCUUGAUCCAUCAGCGUACUCCACAGACGGCUUCGAUCUUCGAAGCACAGGCCUUGGUGCCACUUAUGGAACCGAUUCUGGAACCGGCUCCGAGUCUUGCAUAGCCCAAGAAUUUGGACACUCUGCACGCAUCUGGAGUAUCAGAUUUCGAUCAAAUAUCUCGCCAGAUUCAAAAAAGAUUGGAAUGGUGACCCGUAGUGAGGAUGCUAUGUGCAUUGCCUGGGAUUUGAUGUGGGAUUCGCCGUCUCCGGGUGUCACAAGUUACAAAUUACACAAGGAUUUCUCUUCGCACGCACAUCUCGGGAAACAUAUAUGGUCGAUGGACGUUUGCCGCCGCGGCGACGAUACCGUGGUUUAUACCGGUGGUGCUGAUGGUGCAUUGAGGAGCUUCAAAAUUGAUGAAAUCCGACGUUCUCCGACAAUUGCAAUGCCUCUGGAAAGGUUAAAGAGUGCCAAGACUAGUUGCGUCCAAUAUUUCGCCUUCUUGGGUGAGGAUUGCCUCAUUAUGUGCGACAAGGCAAGCAAGCUCCAGAUUGGACACGUGAGCCCGGGGCUUGAUGCUGAGAUUGCAUGGGAAGCUUUGGACAACAUUGAAGACAUUGGCCCGAUUUCUCUGAUAAGUGGAAUUCCCGAGAAAGGUCUGGCAUUGAUAAGUGAUCCUCGCGGCAAAGUACGGCUGUACAACCACAAUCUCAAAUCGGUCUCCGAUCUAAUUGAAUUGCCCGGGCGGCCCAUGGAAAUUUUGAUUAUUCGAUGCAAUGGUGAAACUGAAGGUUCACGCUCAACGUUUUCCUUUGUUGCUUCUUACGCUAAGAAGGAGUUCACAACAUUGGUGACUAUCUCCGAGUGGACCAGUGAUCGCCCUCGGGUAGAGGCCAUUUCAGUUACUUUACCCAAGUUACCUUAUGAUGUUGCCUCCGCGUCCCUUCUAAGUAACGGAGAAUAUUUGUUGCUAGGGUCUAGACUGGGUGGCUUAUCAGUACACCGGGUCGCAGGCGCCGAGAUUUCCACUCAUUCUCUUUUUGUUGACUGGCGUGUGCAUGGUCAUCAAGGUACCAACCAUAUCCAAACGAUUUCUUCAGCGAAGGCUUCGGACGGCUCGGAUUUGGAGUAUGUCUUGUCAUGUGGGCGUGAUGGAAAAUACUGUGUCCAUGAAGUUAAGAUUGGCAAGGAAAGAGGUGAUGCGAUCACCCUGACCACCGUGCACCGGACUGAAUCGGCGCUUGGUGGAAACAUUGAGGGAGCAUACUUUGAUCAUCUGACAGGUGAUUUGAUGAUGUAUGGCUUCAGAUCCCAAGACUUUGUGCUGCGAAACGAGACAAGACAAACAGAUAUUACAUCGAUCGGAUCAGGAGGCUCCCGCAGGCCCUGGGACUUUCAAUCGCGUAUCAACGGUGCAGAUGGCGAUCUUCUUGUUUGGAGAGAAGGUGCUUCUCUUGCUAGUCAAAGGAUUAGACAUGAUUUGAAUUCCUUGGUUCGUGCUGGAGGUCAUGGAAGGGAGAUCAAGGCGAUGGACGGCCUGCAAGGCGCCAAUGACAUGCCACCUCUUUUUGCCAGUGGCGCAGAAGAUACCGCGAUCCGGAUUUCCACAAUUUUGGACUCGGCCAAUGCAGGCCCAUGGGGAUCUGUGCAAACUCUUCGUGUCUUGAGCACCCACGGAUCUGGCGUCCAAGAAGUUUCGUGGUCAAACUGUGGCAAAUACCUUUUUUCAAGUGCUGCUUGUGAAGAAUUCUUUGUUUGGGGGGUACGCUGGGUUCCUUCAUUUGGAGUCGCUACAAUUCUGGCGGCAGUUUGUCCAAAGGAUGACCCAGACUCCGAGCUGCGGAUUACAAGCUUUGACGUGGUGGAUAUAGCAGAUGAAGGAGAAGAAUCUGGAUUCCUUCUUUGUCUCACGCUCUCCAACUCGUCAAUCAAGAUCUUCCACUACUCACCACACCAAAACCACUCUUUCACACUUUUAGCCCGAGGGAAAUACAUGACGAACUGUUUAACGCAGUGUCGAUUUGUUGUCCAAGACUCUUCCGUGAAACUCAUGACAGCCGCUACAGACGGAUACUUCACUCUUUGGGAUCUGACCGAUACCCUUCAACCAUUUUACACCAUUAAAUCAUCCUCCCUAAAGGCCAAGGGACGACUCGAAUCUUCUACAAUUUCUCCUGGCGAAAUCACUUGUGAGGAUCGGCAUCAAGUCCAUUCUAACAGCAUCAAAGCCAUGGAAUUAAUUCCGUUGUCUGAGACAACAACGAUGGUUUUGUCUGGUGGUGACGACAACUCGUUGGCAAUAUCACUUCUAAGAUCUUCCCCGCAGCCAACAACUGACACAGAUACGACCAUUUCGACGAUCUCAAUUCCGGAUGCGCAUGCAGCCUCAGUCACAACCAUCAAAGUGCUGAGCCAAACAAGCUCUCAGGUGAAAAAUACCGGCACCGGCACUGAUACUGUGAAUAUAAUUGUAGCCUCAUCCGGAAAUGACCACCGAGUCAAGAUGUGGUCGAUCUCGGCCUCUGUCUCUGGAUCGUCUUCGGGAAGUGUCGAAGUUCACUUCCUUCAGGACAAAUACAGCCCCGUGGCUGAUAUCUCGUCAAUGUGUCUUGUCCGAGGUGGGGUUAACCCAGACGAUCAUACUGAUACCACGCUGCUCGUAGGUGGCGUUGGCGUUGAGCUCUUGAAGAUCAAAAAUGCUGAUGAAGCUGCACGACUUUAA
This is a messenger RNA of Penicillium verhagenii, 3495 nucleotides long. Its product is annotated as tRNA (34-2'-O)-methyltransferase regulator RTT10. NCBI's taxonomy places the organism in Eukaryota, Fungi, Ascomycota, Eurotiomycetes, Eurotiales, Aspergillaceae. Gene Ontology annotation, molecular function: protein binding. The transcript has 3 exons. The record is from RefSeq and is a predicted model, not a curated record. Bases 1 to 3495 code for a protein of 1164 amino acids. Gene Ontology annotation, cellular component: cytoplasm. Gene Ontology annotation, biological process: tRNA methylation.